UCAUUUCACUACCUUGUCUAUCAUCUAGUCAGUUAUUAGGUUAGUCUCUUAAUUUUCUUUCUAAUUACUAUAUUGCAGGACAUCUCCUCAUCUCUCAACGACCGGAUAAGUAAUUUGGUCAGUGUCAACGCCCCCCUGGACCAAUGACCGGCUCCAGGCGAGGCUCUUGAUAACCGACUACUCCAUGCGAUAAUGCAGGUUAGAAGUUUUCCUCGGAGUAUAGAGUACCCUGUGCAUGGCUACUGACAGUCUCUCAAGAAGCGGUCUGCGCGGGCGAGCGGGAUGGAAAGAAGCUGUCAUGACGGGCGGCAAUUAUUCCCUGCACAUAACAAGACCUCAUUCCUAUAAGAUCCGGGAAAUCCCCUCAGUAUUACUAAUCCUGCGAAGCGGAGCUUGUCCUGCGCCUUACUUCAAAGUCUGCGUCCUUCUGCAUAUGACGGGCGAGUCACCGUUGCUGUUAGUUAAUGCACGACUGCUUUUUUUUUUUUGCGGCGGGCUGGGUGGGGAGGGCAAGGGAAAUGGGCUAGGUUGUAUACAAAACUUGGUAGCGAUGGGGGAAGGAUGCGUGAGACCCCCCCAGCAGGAAAUGGUGGGAAGGAGGGGCAAAACUAGGAACGAAAUUAGGGAGGACAAGCCCGAGCUGGAGACACUAAACAGGCUGGAAAAGCAAGCGGACAGGGAACCUCAGCCAAGUGGAGCAGUUUAACAUGGCUGAUGAUGAUCAUUUCAGCAGAUAACCUCCUGCAGUGAUGGGGUGCCGUUCUCAAACCCCGAGUAUCUCCAGCAAGAUGGUG
Molecule: messenger RNA, 794 nt
Organism: Aspergillus piperis CBS 112811
Lineage: Eukaryota; Fungi; Ascomycota; Eurotiomycetes; Eurotiales; Aspergillaceae
Exons: 1
Coding region: 236-706 (156 amino acids)
Source: RefSeq, a predicted model, not a curated record